AUGUCACUCUCUACGAGACUUCUACCUCUCCGAAGAUGUGCGCUGGCUACGUGCAGACGACACAUAUGGGGAAGACCUCCGUUCGGCCCCCUGUCCGACGUUUUCAAGGAGUUCGAGCACCAAGUGCGCAACAUGGAACGUGAAAUGUCGCGUACCUUUCGCGAUUUGGAUCGUGCGACCGGAGGAUGGAGCCCCGCGUUUCGCUGGCUGCGUGCCCGAGAUGUCCCUGUUGAAACUGCCGAAGGUGGCGAGAAGUUCCAACUUCAACUGGACCUCGCAGACUUCAAGCCCGAGGAGGUUCGCGUAUCUAUCAUGGGAAAUCAAGUAUCUGUUCGUGCCCGGUCAGAAAGAAAGAGCUCUGACGGCUCCAACUUUGUUCGUGAAUUUAGCCACUCCGUGACACUGCCCGAUGAUGUUGACCCAGACACGUUGAGAUCAGUGUUGAACGCCGAUGGAACUCUAAACAUCGAAGGUCCUCGAAAACAUCUCCCUCCUCCUCAGGAGCCCAAGGAGGUGCCCAUCGAGCGCGGUGAUAGUGCUAAAAAAGAUUAG
Molecule: messenger RNA, 552 nt
Organism: Ornithodoros turicata
Lineage: Eukaryota; Metazoa; Arthropoda; Arachnida; Ixodida; Argasidae
Product: heat shock protein Hsp-16.1/Hsp-16.11-like
Exons: 1
Coding region: 1-552 (183 amino acids)
Biological process (GO): protein refolding; response to heat
Cellular component (GO): cytoplasm; nucleus
Source: RefSeq, a predicted model, not a curated record